AUGAUGCCAUACGGGGGUCAACCAUUUCACCCUGGGCAGCAGCAACCUCAACAGCAACAGCAGCAGCAACAGCAAACUACUCAAGCGCAACAUCCUUUGGGUGGUUCGCGCCAGCAUAUCCCGUCGCCGUCGCUGGCCGCGGCGCCGAAUUUGCCGCAACAUGGCAGUCCAUUUCCAGGAAAUAAGCCGCUGUUCAGAGCGCAGCCGCAGCAACAUUUUGCAUCGCAGUCGCCCGAUUUGCGCAAGAUGGCCCCGACCUCUGGUUCUCUUGCAGGGUAUCCGACAACGACUAGCUUUGCGCAAUUUCCCGGUCAAUUUCCGCCACAAAGCUCUCCGGACUUGAUGGCUAGGAAUCAAGACCCUAUGGCGCUGCAGAAUUUACAGCGCGGCUAUAACCCCAUGGCUCAUUUACAGAGACAACCGGGAAUGAGUCCACCCACGGGCGUGCCUCAUCAGCAUGGCUUGAACAUGCCAUCGCCACAGCAGGCGUUGAACGGGCUUCCCCGGGUCGGACUCCACCAGAGAGAGAAUCAUUCCUCUGGCAGUCCCUCCAUGGCUAGUCCAUCCAUGAAUGCUAUUUAUCAACAACGCCAACCUCAGUCGCAACCCCAGUCUCCUCAACAGACCCAGCAGCAGUUGCAACAAAGGCAACAUCAGCAGUUCCAACAACAGCAGGAGCGUAUGCAUCAGCAAAGGUUAGAGCAGCAGAAACUCCAACAGCAACAACAACAGCAACAGCAACAGCGUAUGGAACAGCAACGACUGGAGCAACAACGUAUGGAACAGCAACGCCUUGAGCAACAGCGUAUAGAGCAGCAAAAGCAAGCUGAGCAGCAGAAACUGGAACAACAGAAGCGGAUGGAGGAGCAGCAAACGGCCGAGCAACAGAAGCGACUUGAAACGCAGCGUCUUGAGCAAGAACGUCUGGAGCAAGAACGCCUGGAACAGCAGCGCCUUGAACAGCAACAGCAGCAGCGUAUUGAACAACAACGACUGGAGCAGCAACAUAUGGAACAGCAGCGUCUUGAGCAACACCUGAAGCAGCAAAGGAUGCAAAAGCUACAAGCAGCUCAAGCGCAUCAUCCUUACCAGCAGCAACAUUCCCCUUUCUCGCAGCACACCCAAACCCAGUUCCAUCAAUAUCAUCCGCAACCCCAGGCUCAGAGCCAGUAUACCUCACAGCUACCUCAAUUCUCUCAACCUUCUCAGCAACCUCAGUUCCCUCAAUCACAAGCGCAGUUCCAGCACUAUCAGCCACCUUCACAACCUUCGGCUGAGUCGCAAAGACCGUCUGUGGCAACCCAGGCAUCGACUGGAACCGUCAAAAGCGAAGAGCCAAGUCCUGCUCCGAAGAAGAUGUCAAGGCCCAAAGGUCGACCUCCUGGUGCCAAAUCUCAGCCAACUCCCCAGGUCGUAGCUCAAGUUCAACCUACAAUGGGACAAACUCAAAUGCAGAGCGCUCCUUCCACCGUACCACUCACCACCCCUGUUCAAAACGGGCAGGCGCAGCCACAGGCGACUUCUGCCUUGAUUACCGGUGGUGAGCAACCGGUAACACCACUCCCAAAGCGGAAACGUGGACGGCCACGGAAAGAGGAAGUCGCGGCCAGGCAAGCUGCCGCGGCUGCGCAGGCGGCGGCAAAUGGUCAACCGAUUCCUUCUUCUCAAUCAGGACAAGCUUCCUUCACGCCAAACAUGACCCCGACUGCUCCGAGCAUCCAAACUCCUAUCAUUGGCCCAGAUGGCACUCCGCUGCCUAUGAAGCGGAAGCGGGGUCGUCCUCGCAAGGCGGAUCAGAUCGCAUGGGCUCAAGCUACCGGGCAACCUCUCCCCCCACCAAAGCCGAAGAAGCCGUCGACAGCCAAGAAGCCAGCCGGCACCGGUCGGCCGCGGGGUAGGCCUCGCAAGGCAGACGUUGCCGCCGCCGCGGCUGCUGCGGCUGCAGCAGCUGCAGGUGGCGAUCAAGCCCAGUUGGAGAACAAAUCUCCAGUUGACCAGAUGGACACAGACAUGGCUCAGAAGCGCGCGGCACCGGUUGAUAAUGACCCACGCAAGCGUCCUUGCCCGACACCACCAUACCCUCAAGGACAGCAUCUACCACCGCAGAGCCAGCCACUCUCGCAAACUCAAGCUCGUCCACAGCCAGGUCAACCGAUGCAGCAGCAACCGGGCCACCACAUGCCCUCGCACGCUCAGCACAUGACACCACAACCAAGUCAACAUCUCUCCCCUCAACCCGGCCACCACAUGGCACAACAAGGCCAGCUCCCCCCACAAGCGAACCUGCCGAUAUCAAUGCCACACAUGCCGAUGCACCAACAACUCCCACCUCACGCACCACGCUCUCAACACCCUCAACACCCCCACUUCAUGCAAAUGCCACCAAUGCAACAACUGCAACACCCGCAAUCCGUCCAUGGGCACCCCCAACCUCAAACCCAGCAGACCCAACCCCAACCGGGUCAACGAACUCCCGUCCAGCAGGGUCGCGCACCCCCAGCACCCGCACCCCAGCACCAGCACCAACACACAUUCCAAGUCCAGCUCCAACCCCAGCCAACCUGA
This is a messenger RNA of Penicillium atrosanguineum, 2565 nucleotides long. RefSeq lists its product as uncharacterized. The coding region runs from base 1 to 2565 and encodes 854 amino acids. The record is from RefSeq and is a predicted model, not a curated record. NCBI's taxonomy places the organism in Eukaryota, Fungi, Ascomycota, Eurotiomycetes, Eurotiales, Aspergillaceae. The transcript has a single exon. Gene Ontology annotation, molecular function: DNA binding.